This is a messenger RNA of Penicillium digitatum Pd1, 1881 nucleotides long. RefSeq lists its product as uncharacterized. NCBI's taxonomy places the organism in Eukaryota, Fungi, Ascomycota, Eurotiomycetes, Eurotiales, Aspergillaceae. The record is from RefSeq and is a predicted model, not a curated record.
AUGGUAGGCGUCGCUGGCCCUGCUGGCCCUGUGGGCAGUAGCCGUGUUCAAAAUGGCGAAACCCGUGUGCCCCAGACUCCCAUUUCAGGGACAUCACAGCCACCGAGCGGGAUGAGGACACCUACUGAUAUAAUGAGACAACGUCGAGAUCGAGAGGCUCGCCGCAAAGCGGAAAACGAGGCCCGAGAGAGGGAACAGCAGGAAAUGGAACGACAACAACUGGGGCAAGAACGACAAGCUCAAGCUCAAGCUGAGGCCCAAGCCCAGGCUCAGGCUCAACCCCAAGUCCAACAGUACGCUGCUGGUGUUGCCGCCGAAAAUCUCCCCCAACCAAGAACCAGAGCCCCACGACCACCAAGGGGCCCCGAAGGACAGUCCCAAACCAUGCCUGUUGCCUCGGGGCCACCAUCCGGUUACCGCCCCGCAGUAGAUGCUGCACCGAGUACUCGACUACCAGAAUACCAGAGUGUACCACUGACUGCCACGACUAGGCAAGUGCCUAACCAGUCACGACCGACACAAGCAACUGGUCAGCAGCCUCAACAGCUCCAGCGUGGUCGCUCGCAAAGUGCGGCGGAAAUCGGAGGUCAACCCAGACCCAGUGGGCUCUCCAAAUCGGCCCAGGCACUACCCGCAGGACAGCCUGGUGCUCCCCAAGCUCUUCGGCAGCCGAAACGAGUUGGGUUUCCACAUGCGUUUGAGCGAUGGGAAACGCUUUCUUCGCACUGGGAGGGUCUCACCAGUUACUGGAUGCGCAAGCUCGAGCAAAACAAUGAUGAUCUUGAGCGUGAUCCGAUUAGCCAGCAACUGGCUCGACAGAUUACAGACUUGUCCGCCGCUGGAGCCAAUCUAUUCCAUGCUGUGGUAGAACUGCAACGCCUACGAGCCUCCUCCGAACGGAAAUUCCAGCGUUGGUUUUUCGACACCCGUGCUGAACAAGAACGCUCGAAGGAAGUACAGGCAGACCUGGAACGCCAGCUCAAAGAAGAACGGCAAGGCCGAACCGAUGCAUUUUCUGCCGCCCAGCAAUCUGAAAAGGACAAAAUCAAGGCCGAGGAACUGCUGAAAGAGGUGCGCCGCGAACUCCACAUUUCAAAGGAGGAGGCACAGCGUGCCUGGGAGGAGCUUGGCCGUCGUGAACAAGAAGAGCGAGACCGAACCAACUCCUUGCGCAAUGGAGAGCCCACCCUCGUUGGAGGCGUUCAGGUUGUGCCCAUGGUUUCUGGCCUACCUAGUCGUCAUAACACCACUCGCCCGCAGACCCGGGAGGGCCCAUACCCGGGUGGACCGACAGCCACAACCGUGGGCACCGAUGCAUAUCAUGGCAAGUCUGCAGGAAGCGCAGCCGGACCAUACUAUAAAGACGGCACGCCGGUGUCCCCCACAGGGUCCAACACUUUCAUCGAACCCCAAAAGGUCGACCCCCCUACCUCAAAACCCCCCUACCCGACUUCACUCUAUGAGCAUGAAAACACGAGUGUCCCAUACCCUGGCCUCGCAACCUCAGAACCCGAUGCGCGCUCCUACGUUGGCAGCAGCGAAGCGGGUGACGAAGAAUAUGCCCACUUCUCCCACGACCAGCACGGCAGUUCGUUAAGCUACCCACCUGGGGCCCCCUCAGAGGGAAGCGAAGAGCCUGGCCACUCCCCACCAGGCGGUCUCCACAUGCCGGGCGGCGCGCACAGUUCUGCCGCCUCUUCCGCCCCUCCGUCUGCGCCCACCUCCACUGCAGACUACAGCGGCGCCGGCUGGGGUCCUGGCACUGGGUGGGAGUCCAUGACACCACGCCAUCGCCACCCCACGCGUCUAAGUGAUGUUCUUGAGGAAGACGAGCCUAGUCGCACGAAUCCCAGCCGUGCAAGUGUGGCAAGUCGCAGCUAG